GGACUAAGGCGGGGCAACAGGGAAGUAGAAGCGCUUCAAUGUCAAAGCAGCAGCUUGAAUCGGCAGAAACUGAGGAUUGCAACAUCCACCGGCAAUAAACAGCAGACAGGAGACAGGCAGCGGGUCCAGCUGACGGAUCACAUGCAGUUGGUGUGAAGCUGAGGCUGUGUUUAAAGCAGGUAAUUCGAAAACAUGAACUCUAUCUCUGGAAAGAGUGUGCUGGCUCUCUGCAGACGGACCUCCGGCGCUCUCUGGUCUCUGCCCAGCCCGCCCCCGGCCGCUCUCUCCGCCGCUACCCCGCUGCUCUUCGGCGGGCUGAGGGUCUGCCACUCCGGCGGCAGCACCAGGCCCAGUGUUAACACCAAAAAGAGGGGCUAUGAUAUCACCAGAAACCCCCACCUUAAUAAGGGCAUGGCGUUCACCCUUGAGGAGAGGCUCCAACUGGGUAUCCAUGGCUUGUUGCCUCCAUGCUUUCUGUCUCAGGACGUUCAGGUCCUACGAGUCAUGAAAAGCUAUGAGACGCGCAUCAACCCACUCGACAAAUAUAUCUUGCUGAUGACCCUGCAGGACAGGAAUGAGAAGCUCUUUUAUCGACUGUUGACCUCUGAUAUCGAAGAGUUCAUGCCUAUAGUUUACACUCCCACUGUGGGCCUGGCCUGCCAGCAGUAUGGCCUGGCAUUCAGGAGACCACGAGGACUUUUUAUCACCAUACAUGAUAAAGGCCACAUUGCCACUAUGUUGAACUCAUGGCCAGAGGAUGACAUCAAGGCCAUUGUGGUGACUGAUGGCGAGAGGAUCCUGGGACUGGGAGACCUGGGCGGUUAUGGAAUGGGGAUUCCAGUGGGAAAGCUGGCUCUUUACACAGCAUGUGGAGGAGUUCCUCCUCAGCAGUGUCUGCCUGUGCUGCUGGAUGUGGGCACAGAUAAUGAGACUCUCUUGAAUGAUCCUUUGUACAUUGGACUGAAGCACAAAAGAGUAAGGGGAAAAGAAUAUGACGACCUCAUUGAUGAGUUCAUGCAGGCUGUCACAGACAAGUAUGGGAUGAACUGCCUGAUUCAGUUUGAGGACUUUGCCAACAGCAAUGCUUUCCGCAUUCUUAACAAGUACCGCAACCGUUACUGCACUUUCAACGAUGAUAUACAAGGCACAGCAUCAGUAGCUGUUGCUGGUGUACUUGCUGCUCUGAAGAUCACCAAAAAUAAACUGUCAGACCACAAGUUUGUGUUCCAGGGAGCAGGAGAGGCUGCUUUGGGCAUUGCUCAUCUGCUUAUAAUGGCAAUGGCUAAGGAGGGAGUGCCUCAUGCCGAGGCUGCCAAGAGGAUCUGGAUGGUUGACUCUAAAGGGCUUAUUGUCAAGGGCAGAGGUCAUAUCAACCAUGAAAAGGAAGAGUUUGCCCAUGAGCAUCCUCACAUAAAGACUCUGGAGGAGGUAGUGGAGACCAUCAAACCCACAGCUAUAAUUGGGGUGGCAGCCAUUGGAGGAGCUUUUACGGAGAAGAUCAUUAAGAACAUGGCCUCCUUCAAUGAGAGGCCCAUCAUCUUUGCUCUUAGCAAUCCCACCAGCAAAGCAGAAUGCACAGCAGAGCAGUGUUACAAACUCACUGAGGGUCGUGGGAUCUUUGCCAGCGGUAGUCCCUUUCAGAAAGUCACUCUUGCAGAUGGACGCACCUUCUAUCCAGGCCAGGGCAACAAUGCAUAUGUGUUCCCUGGAGUAGCACUAGGAGUCAUUACCUGUGGAGUGCGUCACAUAUCAGAUGACAUUUUCCUCACCACAGCAGAGGCAAUCUCAGACAUGGUAACAGAGGAGCAUCUAGCGGAGGGAAGAUUGUACCCUCCCCUUAGCACCAUCAGAGAAGUGUCAUUCAAGAUCGCUGUGAAGAUUGCGGACUACGCGUAUAAGCAAGAGAUUGCUUCAUGGUAUCCAGAGCCAAAGGACAAGGAAGCCUUUGUGCUGUCUAAUGUCUACAGCCCUGACUAUGAUUCCUUCACACUAGACACCUACACAUGGCCCAAAGAUGCCAUGAAGGUCCAGGAUGUGUAGCUGCUGUAGCCUUUUUUACCCAAGCCUGAUAUUCAUAUCAGCACCAUGUUCUCAUGCCUCUGUUUUUCCUUUACCACGAUUUUAUAAUUCAUGGUUGCUUUCUUUUGCUUUCAGUGCCCAGGCAUAUCUCUUUCAUUAGACAUGUGUUAAAAGUUAAAACUAGAGCUUCUGAUGCUUGAGACUUUGCUCGUUUCUGCUCACAGAUGCCAAAGAGCCUGCCUGUGCAAUUCACCAUAUCUGUAAUAGAGAUGUGCUUCAUUUGCUGAAGUUAAAGAUAACGAUCAUUUAACAACAUUGUUUUUAGGCCUUCUGCUCAAAAGAAGGGCAACACACUCCCUCAAAUUACGGAGACUGAGCAAGUUUUAAGUUUUUAUUCUACUCCAUGAUUUACUCCCUUUUCUAUACUUUGUUUUGCUUUGAGUGCGCACACUAACGUAUUUAUUUUUUAUUAAUAACGUCCCUCUCUUUUGUUAAGCACUCCUUUGUUUGAAGUCCCCAAGCACUGACUCCCUCUGACCCCAGUGAAGGGAUGAACUAUUUUUGUACAAUUACCGGUAUUAUUUAUCAAUAGCAGCAGGUUGAAUAUCUGUAAUGAGAUGGAUGUUUUCAUACAGAGGGAGUAGAAUAGAAAAGAAUUGAGUUUUAUUAAGGUAUUAUUAUACUCGGAGAGGGUUAACAGAGUUAUGCUGUGUGUUUUUGUUAAGAAAAAAGGGCCUUGUGUGUUAAAAUAAAGGGUUUGCCAAAGGAUAUCUUGAAUCCGAUAUACCACACUCCAAUUGCUGUCAAUAUUGUAUUAUCCUUAUUAAACGGUCACUGUUUGUACGUGAAGUAUAACCUUGGUCCUAAGCAGAUAACUAACAGUUGUGUUUGUGUUUGUUUGGUCUGACCUGAAGGAUUAUUGCGAUCUAUUAUCAUUUCAUGAACAUGCUCUGCUUAAUGAGUAAUGCACUAUGGAGGAAUUCUAUUUUCAGAUAUUCAAGGAAGGGAAAAUGACUGUUUUAAAUAAAUAAUGUAAACAAA
Messenger RNA from Astyanax mexicanus (Mexican tetra), 3060 nucleotides. RefSeq names its product malic enzyme 3, NADP(+)-dependent, mitochondrial (gene me3). The transcript is spliced from 15 exons. Gene Ontology annotation, biological process: malate metabolic process; pyruvate metabolic process. The coding region runs from base 193 to 2040 and encodes 615 amino acids. Gene Ontology annotation, molecular function: NAD binding; malate dehydrogenase (decarboxylating) (NADP+) activity; malate dehydrogenase (decarboxylating) (NAD+) activity. NCBI's taxonomy places the organism in Eukaryota, Metazoa, Chordata, Actinopteri, Characiformes, Acestrorhamphidae. Gene Ontology annotation, cellular component: mitochondrion. The record is from RefSeq and is a predicted model, not a curated record.